This is a messenger RNA of Amphiprion ocellaris (clown anemonefish), 1050 nucleotides long. It is a transcript of the gene fth1b, whose product is annotated as ferritin, heavy polypeptide 1b. Lineage: Eukaryota; Metazoa; Chordata; Actinopteri; Pomacentridae. Gene Ontology annotation, cellular component: cytoplasm. The coding region runs from base 180 to 713 and encodes 177 amino acids. The record is from RefSeq and is a predicted model, not a curated record. The transcript has 5 exons. Gene Ontology annotation, biological process: iron ion transport; intracellular iron ion homeostasis. Gene Ontology annotation, molecular function: ferric iron binding; ferrous iron binding.
UUACCCGCAAACGUCUCUGCGUCCUGUUCAAGUCAGACUGCGCCGCUGACAGCAGGGACCGUUAACUGGUCUGAUAAAUAACGUCUGUGUUUGUGGACAUAUAACGUCGUAAACAUCGGACUGUAACACAACCGGCUUCAUUUCUUCUGUAAAACGCGAGGAGUCGUCGAAAAGCAGAAAUGACUUCACAAAUCCGACAAAACUUCCACCAGGACUGUGAGGCUGCCAUUAACCGACAGAUAAACCUGGAGCUGUACGCCUCUUGUGUUUAUCUCUCCAUGGCAUACUAUUUUGAAAGGGAUGACAAAUCCCUUCCAAAUUUUGCAAAGUUCUUUCACAAACAGUCCAAAGAGGAGCGUGAGCAUGCAGAGAAGCUGAUGAGUCUGCAGAACAAGCGAGGAGGGAGAAUUUUUCUGCAGGAUGUGAGGAAACCUGAUAGGGAUGAGUGGGGGAGCGGCCUGGAGGCUUUAGAGUGCGCCCUGCAGCUGGAGAAAAGUGUAAACCAAUCCCUGCUGGACCUGCAGAAAAUGGCGACUGAGCACAAUGACCCUCAUAUGUGUGACUUCAUAGAAACACAUUUUCUGGAUGAGCAGGUUAAAUCCAUCAAAGAUCUCGCUGACUGGAUCUCAAACCUGCACCGUAUGGGAGCGCCGCAGAGUGGCAUGGCUGAGUACCUCUUUGACAAACACACCAUGGCUGAAGAGGGCAGCUAAACAAAGCUGGGACACCAGCCUGACGUCUCCUGCAGAUGACAACGUAACGCUGCUUUAUUUAUAUUUGUUAGCUGUUUGAAAAAGCCAUAGAUACUGUAGCACUCUAAACUGGACUGCUGCAGAUAUCCCUUAAAGUAAGUCAUUGUAUUUUACUCAUUGUUUUAGGGUUUAAGUAAGUGUUUGCUUCUCUUUGACUAUAAAGUGUGAGUGGAGGCUGGUCUGUACCACUGCAACAUUUAAGUGUUUGGGAAAGUGUGAAUUUCAGCUUUGAAUGUUUGUAUUUAUCUUAAGAGAAGGAAAAAUAUGUAUCUCUUACAUAAAAUUUCAUUUUUUCUGA